UGACUUACGCUGUCACACGGCAGGGGGCGAUGGUAAUCCUAGUACUGUCACCGACUUCCGUCAAAGAAGAAGAAAAAAAGGGUGACACCAGCGGUAGUAGUAGCUAAAGUUAGCAUCAGAUGUUCGGUAAAAAAAAUAGGUUAUACGUUUGUCAUUCUGAUGUUGAAGUGCUUACAUGUAUGAACAUUAACACCGUUGGUUAACCACACAGCUGCUAACAGGCGAGGAAACGUGUGUCAGAUGAUAUGAGCAGCACUGCUCAGAGGAAGAGGAGGACCACAGGAAGUCCUCUGGUUUCAAGAUGCAGCACCAAGACCAGCAGAAGGGCCAAUGUUAGGAGGAUGGCUAGCAGGAUGGCUAACGGCAGUGGGUCAUCAGAUGGUGACCCUGCUCCCUCCACAGAGACCAUCAGCGUGAUGGACAACACUGACAGUGUGGAGGAGGUGGUGGAUCUGACCUGUGAAGGAUCAGAGGCUCCUGUGGUCGACCUUACCAGCAACGACUCGAUACUGCUGGUGGAUGAAGGUCCUCAAAGCACAAGAGUUCCCCAAGGUGAGAGUUAUGUCGUCAGCAGCGAUGAAGAUGAAGACUUGGCCCCUGUCUUCAACUUUGACAUGGUGUCAUCUGUACACACAUCCAGGUUGACUCCUGGAACAAUCAGCUGUCCUGUUUGUCUGGACUCAUACUCUGAGAUCAUUGAGAGCAGACGAUUGGUUGUUUCUACUAAAUGUGGUCACGUGUUCUGCAGUCAGUGUCUAAGAGAUGCUCUGACAUCAUCACACACCUGUCCUACCUGCAGGAAGAGACUGACCCACCGCCAGUACCACCCCCUCUACAUCUGACAUCACUAUACACCUGAGUUGCUGCUGGACAUCAUCAGUGACGUCAUCAGAUGUUUUUUGCUGCUGGAUUUUAUUUGGGGAAAUGCAAAACCUUCAGUUACAGCCGAUUGAUUUUUGAUUGAUAAUUGAUGUUAAGUUUCUGAUGUCAUCAGUUUUCAGAUAUGUCUGUUUGUUUUCUAAUGUCAUUUAUGUGGAAAAGUAUAAAUAAAUUCUAUUGAUUUGAGUGAAACAUU
This is a messenger RNA of Monopterus albus (swamp eel), 1075 nucleotides long. RefSeq names its product E3 ubiquitin-protein ligase RNF4. The transcript has 8 exons. Lineage: Eukaryota; Metazoa; Chordata; Actinopteri; Synbranchiformes; Synbranchidae. The record is from RefSeq and is a predicted model, not a curated record. The coding region runs from base 246 to 842 and encodes 198 amino acids. Gene Ontology annotation, biological process: positive regulation of transcription by RNA polymerase II. Gene Ontology annotation, molecular function: zinc ion binding; transcription factor binding.